Colletotrichum higginsianum IMI 349063 is the source of this 486-nucleotide messenger RNA. RefSeq lists its product as uncharacterized. NCBI's taxonomy places the organism in Eukaryota, Fungi, Ascomycota, Sordariomycetes, Glomerellales, Glomerellaceae. The record is from RefSeq and is a predicted model, not a curated record. The coding region runs from base 1 to 486 and encodes 161 amino acids. The transcript has a single exon.
AUGCGGUUGAGAUCGCCUCGUCAGUCCUACAAGCAGCUUCAGAGGGUGGUCACAUCGAGGUUGUGGAGCGAUUGCUUUCUGCGGGAGCCAACGUCAACGCAGACCCAGCUGGAGAUAAUAGGUGGACUGCUCUACAAGCAGCUUCAGGUGGUGGUCACAUCGAGGUCGUGGAGCGAUUGCUUUCUGCGGGAGCCAACGUCAACGCAGACCCUGCUCGAGAUGAUGGGCGGACUGCUCUACAAGCAGCUUCAGAGGGUGGUCACGUCGAGGUCGUGGAGCGAUUGCUUUCUGCAGGAGCCGACGUCAACGCAGAUCCUGCUUGGAAUACUGGGCGGACUGCUCUACAAGCAGCUUCAGGUGGUGGUCACAUCGAGGUCGUGGAGCGAUUGCUUUCUGCGGGAGCCAACGUCAACGCAGACCCUGCUCGAGAUGAUGGGCGGACUGCUCUACAAGCUGCUUCAGAGGGUGGUCACAUCGAGGUCGUAG